Messenger RNA from Poecilia latipinna (sailfin molly), 2028 nucleotides. RefSeq lists its product as uncharacterized. The coding region runs from base 70 to 1113 and encodes 347 amino acids. Lineage: Eukaryota; Metazoa; Chordata; Actinopteri; Cyprinodontiformes; Poeciliidae. The transcript is spliced from 5 exons. The record is from RefSeq and is a predicted model, not a curated record.
CUUGCCGUAGAACUCAACAGUAUCCUGCGCCGUCUGACCUCCGAGUUCAAAACACAAAGUCUGAGCAGCAUGGGAAAUGCUCGAAGCUGUGUUGUUGCCUCGCUCUCCGUAUGUUCCGUAUGUUUAGGCUACAUGUACAUUUAUCGCUCUCACAAAUUGCUGCGUCAAAAUGCGCUGAAUAGCGACAAACUUCCGAGUUUUGUGUAUCUUUACAUCAAAUACCUGAGCAGAGCUGUGACGCGGAGAGCAGGCCACCUGUACGCAGCGCGCGCAACAGGAGCGCGUGCUGUUGUUUACACGGUGCUCAACUGCAGGCUGGACAGAACUCUGCUGAGGAGAUUCUGCGGAGCAGCGGGGUAUGGAUGGGAUUAUCCGGACACUGAAUUCAGAGACCUCCCGCUGUGUUUCCCGGAGGUUCUCUGCUCCAGACUAAUGCUUAUGUUGUUAACAGACCACAACUUUAGGCUCAGCCCAGCAGGUCUUGUCCGUGUGCGACAGAGCCUGAAAACCCUUCAGCCAAUCGAUGAGCUGAAGAAGGGUCCUUUCACGCUGCAGGUCGCGGUGGAGGGAUACCAGCAGACGGAUGCAGGGGUGGAGGUGGACGUCUGUUUGUCCGCUGCGUCUCGUUCCGGAUGUCCGGUGUGGGAGAGCGUCGUAACGCUGCUGUCACAGAACCGGCGCCACGAGCCCACGAGAGACCUGCUGAGGAACGAAGAGGAGGAACCAGACAAUAAGGACAGUAUGAAGCAGGUGGAGGUCAGAGUUCCCAUGUUGGCCGGCCCUCGGUGUGUUUGGCCCUUCACCGACUACUCCCCGCAUCGCCUCCUGUCUCUGCCGGCUGUGUUCUGCGGCCUGAAGUCUCGAACGGUGCCGGGUCUGUGGAUGCUGUCCGUCUGCUUGGCCGAAAUAGAAAAGCACAAAGGUGUUGAAAUCAUCACGGCUCCUGUCUGUGUCACAGCCCAGUUUAAGGAGAAUCCGCCAGCAGCAGGAACCGUAACUAUCAGAUUCUGGGACACGAGCAAAAACGUGGGUCAGUCUGCUGAUGAAGGCCUGAGUUUCCAGUUGCAACUACAGGGACAAAGCUCCUCCCACAUGGUGGGACUGAUUUCGUAGGAUGAAGAACGUCUGUCAACAAAAAUGUUUACGUACCGGUUUUCUGAUAAUCUUUGACUAGGUCAUUCUAACUCAUAAACAGGAUCUAAUUUUUUCUAAUUCUAUGUUUCAGGUCAUUAUCAGUCAUCAGCACAUUUUUUUCCUUGAUUAAAAGAUCUGCUGGGAAAAAUCUGUGUUGAUUUCUUUUGGUUCUUAGCUUACAGGAUGAUUUUUCACCAGAAGAAUCUUCACUUUGUUUCAGUAAUAAUAAAUGUUUUAUCUAGUUUCCCUUCAGCAGGUUCCAGUCAGAUUGAGGUUACGGUUUACGCCGGACGUUUUGUAGACCCACUCAACACUUUGUCGGUGCUGUGUCGACCCACUGACCGUAUUGGGUCAAAGCAAACAUCACUCCUGCUGUGACUGAAUGUUUUUCAAUAUUUCAUCACUCCAGUAUUUCCGUCUGCAGCUUCUGUGUGUGAGAGUCUGUCCUCUUGGAUUAUUUAUAUGCUGCCCUUCAGUGUGUGGCACAGAGAGGAGUGGCUCUUCAUGCAUCGCUGCACAGCUGAGAGGUGUUAGUUUUAAAAAAUUAGGUUGUUUUGAAAAGUCUUAAGCUUUUUCAAACAAAUCGGACUAAGAGGGUUUGAUUACAGUUGAAAAGCAAUUUACUAGGUGUUUUCUCAUAAUAUACACAUUUUUGUUUUUUGUUGUUUUUUUAGGAUUUGGAUGAAUGGAUUUUUUUCUAAGAUCAUACAAUAAUUAUGACCUCCUCUGUCUUCUGGUUGAACAUGACUUCCAAUGCAUCUGUCAGGGUAGCUUUACAAAGAGUGAGACUCUUUGUUAGAACGUAGUUUAAUGUUUAAAUUGGCCCUAAAAUUUAUUAAAUUUCGUCUGCGUAAAUUCACCGUAAUAAAGCUCCAUUAGCCAUGUUGUGCUUGU